Alligator mississippiensis (American alligator) is the source of this 6790-nucleotide messenger RNA. It is a transcript of the gene SV2B, whose product is annotated as synaptic vesicle glycoprotein 2B. The transcript has 13 exons. Gene Ontology annotation, molecular function: transmembrane transporter activity. The record is from RefSeq and is a predicted model, not a curated record. Gene Ontology annotation, cellular component: membrane. Gene Ontology annotation, biological process: chemical synaptic transmission; transmembrane transport. The coding region runs from base 595 to 2727 and encodes 710 amino acids. Lineage: Eukaryota; Metazoa; Chordata; Crocodylia; Alligatoridae.
GCGUGCGUGCGUGUGUAUGUGUUUUCUGCAGGCUGACGGACUCUUCCAUUGCUGGCGCUUCAGUACCUGGGUGCAUUUGCAAUGGGAUGAUCAGCUUGGUUUGCCGAGCAUUUACUUCUAAUCUCCAGCUUGUGACAUCCUAGCGGCAAAGGCGACCCUUUCAGGGACAGCUCCAGAAGGACUGCAAAGAGGGACAGUGACUGGUGACUGGUUGGUGAUUCUGGGAUGAAUUAUUUCUUAGUUCUGAUCAUGACCUUCAUCAGCUCAAUGAAUCUGAAAAACAAGCAACCUGCCAAGUCCUCUUAGCUCUAGGUUGAACAAACUUGCUGAUCCUUCACUUAUCUCUUGCCAACGACCUACCUACACAUUCCCUCCUCCUGAAGAAAGCGAGUCAAAAAUUAGAGCUGAAACGUGAAACUUUAUGAAAAGCCCUGUCAGAAGCUCUUCUUUCAAGAUUUACUCUUUUUUAAGCCACGUGAACUUUGCAUCAAGUCCGUUUUCUAAAGGAGAGACAAGAUAUGUUUGUGUAGCUGAUACCAGAAAUUGCACACACAAAUAAACAAUAUAUAUAUUGAGUAAAAAUCUACGCUUAUAAUGGAUGAUAGGUAUAGAAACAAUGCAAACCUGUAUCAAGGGGCUAAGGAUAUAGCACGAGAGAUGAACCAAGUGUCAGAUGACUACAGGUAUCAGGAUAGUAGCUAUGAAGGGUAUGCACCCAGUGAUGGCUAUUACCACGGUGGCAAUGAGCCAGCUCAAGAAGAAGAUGCCCAGAGUGAUGCCACAGAAGGGCAUGAUGAAGAUGACGAAGUCUAUGAAGGAGAAUAUCAGGGCAUCCCUCACCCAGAUGACGUUAAAGGCAAGCAUAAGAAGAAAGCCCCUGGUGUGGCUGAUGACUAUAGAGACCAUGCGGACCUCAUAACACAGAGGAUGGAGGAUGAGGAGCAGCUUGCCCACCAAUAUGAGAACAUCAUUGAAGAGUGUGGCCACGGGCGCUUCCAGUGGACACUCUUCUUUGUUCUCGGCUUGGCCCUGAUGGCAGAUGGAAUCGAGGUGUUUGUGGUUGGGUUUGUGCUACCCAGCGCCGAGAAGGAUAUGUGCUUGUCCAGGUCAAACAAAGGGAUGCUCGGCCUGAUAGUCUACCUGGGCAUGAUGGUGGGGGCUGUCAUGUGGGGUGGCCUGGCAGACAAACUGGGAAGAAGGAAAUGCCUCAUCAUAUCGCUUGCGAUCAACGCUGCCUUUGUUUUUCUCUCCUCCUUCACCCAAGGAUAUGGAUUCUUCCUUUUCUGCCGCCUUAUCUCUGGCUUCGGUAUUGGGGGAUCCCUCCCUAUUGUGUUUGCCUAUUUCUCUGAAUUCCUUUCUCGUGAGAAGAGAGGAGAACACCUGAGCUGGCUCUGCAUGUUCUGGAUGGUUGGUGGCAUUUAUGCCUCAGCAAUGGCUUGGAGCAUCAUUCCACACUACGGUUGGGGUUUCGGUAUGGGGACCAAGUACCAGUUCCACAGCUGGAGGGUUUUUGUACUGGUCUGUGUUCUGCCCUGUAUCUCUUCACUGAUAGCAUUAAAAUUCAUGCCCGAAAGCCCACGUUUUUUGCUGGAGACAGGUAAACAUGAUGAAGCCUGGAUGAUUCUCAAGCAAGUUCAUGACACCAACAUGCGAGCCAAGGGGGAGCCGGAGAGAGUGUUCACAGUUGCCCACAUCAAAACUCCAAAGCAAAUAGAUGAGUUUAUUGAAAUCCAGAGCUCCACAGGGACGUGGUACCAGCGCUGGCUGGUCAGAUUCACAACUACAUUCAAACAGGUCUGGGAUAAUGUGCUAUGUUGCUUGACAGCCAAAUACAAGAUGAACACCCUGAUUCUGGGUGUGGUUUGGUUUACAAUGGCCUUGAGCUACUAUGGCCUUAUUGUUUGGUUCCCUGACAUGAUUCGAUAUUUCCAAGAUGAGGCGUAUAAAUCCCGACGGCAAAACUUCACUAACGACAAGAUAUCAAACGCCACCUUCAACUUCACACUGGAAAACCAGAUCCAUACAAAUGUGGAAUAUAUUAAUGACACGUUCAUGAAGAUAAAAUUAAAACAUGUUACAUUUGAGGACACCCUGUUUAAGAAUUGCUAUUUUAUUGAUGUGACUUCCAGCGAGACCUAUUUCAACACCUGCACUUUUGAAUACACGAUCUUCAAUAACACUGAUCUCUACAAACACAAAUUCAUUGACUGCAAGUUCCUGAACAGCAGCGAGCCGGAGGAGAAGGAGGGAUGUCACCUGGACUUCGAGGAGGACAACGAUUUCCUGAUUUAUCUUGUCAGCUUCCUGGGCAGUCUGUCUGUGUUGCCGGGCAACAUUGUCUCAGCGCUGCUCAUGGACAAGAUAGGAAGGAUAAGGAUGAUUGGUGGCUCAAUGCUGAUAUCUGCCGUAUGCUGCUUCUUCCUGUUUUUUGGCAACAGCGAUUCGGCAAUGAUCGGCUGGCAGUGCCUAUUCUGUGGGGCGAGCAUUGCAGCCUGGAACGCUCUGGACGUCAUCACAGUUGAGCUGUAUCCCACUGACAAAAGAGCAACAGCGUUUGGCAUCCUCAAUGGUCUCUGCAAGUUUGGUGCCAUCCUGGGGAACUCUAUCUUUGCCUCCUUUGUCGGGAUAACCGAAGUAGUUCCCAUUCUUCUGGCCUCCUCUGCUCUGGUGGGAGGGGGCCUGGUAGCCCUGCGGUUACCAGAGACUCGAGAACAGGUCCUGAUGUGAUCAACCGGGCCACAGGGGGAAUAAAGAAGACAAAGAACAACAACAAAAAGAGCCAUGUCUAAAAAAAAAUCAAAAUGUCCACUUAAACUUUUCUGCUGAUACCUCAGAUAUAGGAGGUGGGGUGAAGGAAGAAAGUUUAACCCCUAGAUUAGGACCUCUUCCCAACCAUUGCUGACCCUUUGCAGCCAAGGCAAAACACAUAGAGCUUUGCUCAUUGCUGUAGAUCUUGUCCAUACUGGGGAGAGAUGAGGAUCUGUCCAGCCCCGCUUCCUUAUGGAUGAGUGUAAAUGACUCAAGCCAUUAGCAGCGACUUUGCGUGUGUGUGUGCACGCAUGCGCGUGCAUCCCAGGGGGAGAACAGACUCAACACCCCUAUGCCUUUGAUGAGCUGCAAGACCUGCAUGUCUAAGCUGCUCCUGGCGAUUAGCACCAAUGUGCUCACUCACGAAAGGCAUCACAACAGGACGGCAGUUUGCAAACUGACUGCAGGUCUGUCACAUCCAGCACUGGGACUAGGGAUUUUGGAUGUCUUGAUUUUUGGAUCCCAACUUGUGGCACCUUAAAGGGGCCUGAUUUUCACAUGGCAAGUGCUCAGAGCUUUCCAAAAAGGCUAGUGCCGUGAUAUUGUCUCUAGUUGAGAACCUGGAUUCACAAACCACCUUCUUAGCUUAGGCCAUUUCUUAAUUUAAAACAUCUGCAGUUUUGAUUUCUAAGCUCUGUAUCACUUGCAUCUGAAAAUAAAACCUAAAAUCAGUGCUGCUAAUCCUAAAUGUCUAGAGCAGUCCCAGCUGGAACACAUCAUUAUUUAUAUCCGGCCAACAAACCUUGAAUUGUGUUGAUUUGGGGAUAUUUCUAUGAUAUUUCCUAUUUAGCUUUCUUUCUGAAGAGAAAUUUGGCAUGAUGUUGGGAAUGCCACAAACCAAAUGUGUACAUAUAACACAGUGUAAAUAGGGAACAUUUUUUUUUUUUGUUUAAUGUUUAGAAUAUGGUAACUGCAAGAACUUACCAGCAUUUUAGCCAUAUUAGUUAAGGAAAAUGAUGUCUGAGUUUCCUAUAUAUUUGGGUCUUAUAAGUAUAGUUACUUAUAGCCAUUUAAUCUGUUAUCCAGAGAAUGCACUCAGCAACUUUCAUUGUACAGUACAUUUAUUCUGUUAAGUGGGAAAGUUAAGUUUGAUAUCCUGUAAUGAUCAUUCUCAAAAUACACGUGCUCUUCAUACUGUGACUUAGAUGUUGCCACACAACUAGUUACACAGUAAUUUAUCCUCGUGGCAUAUUUGCAUAUAUUUUGGGAAAGCAAGAAUGAAAUGCAGAAAAAUAAAUAAAGCAUCCCUGCUCAUGGCAGUAUAGAUCAUGCCAAUUGGGCCCUUUCGCAGGCACCGAGACUGACUGGGCACUACUGGGAACCAUUGUGUUACAGAGAGAAUUUGAAUCACUAAGGCAUUUUGUGACAUGAAAAGUUGAGUUGUACUUUUACAGAGGAAGCCUGGACAGCUUUAUCACCAUGCGAGGUAAAAUGAAGAUUCUUCUUUGGGCUUUCAUAAAGCACCAGUUCACAUUGAAUUGAUAGGUGAUGAGACUAUCAGAGAUUUCCCCUUACCUGCUAGAAGGGGAAGUGCAGCAGUUAAACACACAAUUAUUGCUCAAUCACCAUAACAUAACGUAUCUUCCUGAUUAAAAGCUAGAAAUAAUAUGCUUGAAUGGGGGGAACCAGCCCCCAGGAGCUCCCCGACUGUUUGGGUUCUAGGAUUUAUGGGUCACUUGCUCCUUCCUUUUCCUUUUCACCAGCAGAGCCACUAUGUUUUACUGCUUUGACUACUUCCACCAUGACCUCCAAGAACUGACUGGGCCUUUCCCUUGAGUCCCUUAUUUUCAGAAAAGGAACAGGGCUUGCCUGGGACCCUCACAUAGGAAGUUCAGGUUUAACCCCCAUAUCUGCUUUCAGCUUCACAGAGGGAAUCAUUCUGUAAUGCAUCUUGUACUAUCCCGUGAAAAGUCUAGGAUUCACUCUUCGCACCAUUUUGUGCAGAGUAUGUGUAGAUCAUGGGGAGCAAAUGUUUCUAUGACUUCUUGCUAAUGGCACUAAGCCCCCAGUGAACACCACUGGUUUGGGAUCAUUGCAAGCAGGAUAUAUAAUCAUGGCCUUGCCAGGUUACACGUAGCUAUACUUCCCCCCCGCCCCACACUUUUUUUUUUUUUGUGUCUGAAAACUAUUGUUAUAAUCCUGGGCUUCCUACAUCUCAUCUUUUCUUCAGCUCAGGACCUAUAGGUUUCAUUUUCUUCAAACAUACACAUAUUGCGUCUGGAAAGGGGAGACUUGUACUUUUAUGUCCUUUUGAAUUUGGAAGUAGCAGAUAGGUUCUGCCUUAACCCCUUCACUGCUGCUGUUUCCCAAGAUGCGUUUAUCUUUAAAAAUAUCCAAACCUUUCCCACUAUUAGAGGUACGUAUCUACUUCAUCACUGAAAAGAUGAUCCUGGUCAUCUUUGUGAUGCCAGUGCUCGCUAGGGUACUCACUCUGUUUAUCCCAUUGUAAUCGAGGAAGAUAUUUAUUUUAUUUGCUAGACUGCUGCACAACUCUAUGAUGCCACAGCUCCUUCCUAUUUAUUUUAUUAGCAAUUUUCAGUUAAGAAAUAUAGCAUAUUGACAUUCAAAAGCAACAAGCUGACUUAUUUGUGUUUCCUGUUGACCUGGAAAAAUGACUUUAGCUGUAUUAGUUAUGUUGAAAACCCCAUCAAUUAAUUUUUGGAGGAGGAGGAAACAUGCUCAGGAAUUAGAAACAGGCAGGUAAAUUUGGAGAUGGUCACUCAGCCUUAGAAGCCUUUCCUGGGAUACAUUUCUCGCAGAGUCCGGGUGGCAGAAGCAGAGUCUGGAAGUUAGGUGAGCUAGACACUAAGCAAGAGACUGUGGGUAUCAGUCUUACAGAGGCCAGGUGAUCACUGAUGUAUUGAAAUUAGGCCUUUUAUAUCUCUAAUACAGGUGAUUCUUACAUCUUCAGACAGCUCUUAUCUCUGAACUUCACACUAUGGGUUCAAGAUCUAACAUGGAAGCCUAAACAUACUGAAUUUAAUAUUUGAUGAUACAGAACUGGGGAUAUAGCAAAGGCUGGAGAAACAAGGUUCAGCUUGUUUAUAUUACAGAGAUCAGUCAACCCAGCCAUAGUAUUCCUGUUGUGUCCAUCUGCUGUCCAUACUCUACCCUGCUCAGCCCAAUACCCGCACUACCGCUCUGUCCAUUUAACUAGACCCCAGGCUAAACCAAAAUAUUGGCUGCAAGGGUCCCCCCAAAUUUUGUACCAUCAUCCAUGGUUCUGUAAAAUGUUUUGAUGUUUACAAGCAGCACUACAUGAACUCAUCACAAUAUUAUUAUUUAGACAUAGGUCAUUGGAGCAAAAUUUGGAUUCAAAGCCAAACUUCUUUCAAGUUUGGGAGUGAUCAGGUUAGGGGAUCGGUUUCAGAUCCUAGAAGAUUGAAAGACAUAUCUAGGUCUGAAUGUCCUCUCUGGUGCCACCUCUGAGGCAUCUAUUAAUGGAAUUUGGUGCUAGAGAGAGACAAAGUCCAUUGACCCUCCCACACAAGUCCCUUAUUGCCUUUGUAGGUGGUGGCCAAAGAUUACCUGGGGCAUUUCAGAAGGAUUUAUAUUUGUGUAAGAUAAUCUCUGUUGCCAUCAAAUCUCACUCACCCUCCCGUCAGUAAAGGCUGAUUUUGGAAGGAAACAAACCAAGAAAGUGGGAAGGAAACAAAAUAAAUCUGAACAAACUUAACUUACUUCUUUGAUGUAUGUUACUCUAGCACUGUCUAAACGUGUGCGCAUUGUGUGUUUCACUGUAAAUAAUGUCCAGCGUGGUGCAUUUAAUGGAAUGUUUCAUUUCGAUGUUCUCGCAGCUAACUCUCCACAUGUGAAAUGGCCAGUCUCAUUCCUUUGCUGUCUGUUCUUUCUUUUCCCCCUCUCUCAAACUCCUUUGAUUUGAUCCGUGUCUGACUGUCACUGGAAAAUGGAGCUGUUCCAAUGCAUUUAGUUUUUGUUCUGUCUGUUACAUUAAAAGCUGGAAGAAAAAAACCCAACAGAA